Molecule: messenger RNA, 2488 nt
Organism: Alnus glutinosa
Lineage: Eukaryota; Viridiplantae; Streptophyta; Magnoliopsida; Fagales; Betulaceae
Exons: 11
Coding region: 38-2326 (762 amino acids)
Molecular function (GO): hydrolase activity, acting on ester bonds
Source: RefSeq, a predicted model, not a curated record
AUACUUUGGCAUUCAGGAAUCCACUUGUAAGGAAGAAAUGGUUGCAAUGGAAGGGAGGCUUCUUCUUUAUCCCCUCCAGAUGAUAGUUGUUAUAGUUGUUAUGUCAUUCUCCCCUCCCCUCCUUGUUCAUUCUCAAUGCAAUAAAAAUCCAGUCAUCUUCAACUUUGGUGACUCUAAUUCUGAUUCUGGUGGUUUUGCUGCGGGGCUUGGACACGAUUUUGGACCUCCCAAUGGACGUACCUUCUUCCAUCACCCAUCAGGUCGAGUAUGCGAUGGACGAUUAAUAAUCGAUUUCCUUUGCGAAAGUUUGGAAACAGGUUAUCUGACCCCGUACCUAGAAUCUCUGGGGCCAGAUUUCACAAAUGGAGCUAACUUUGCUAUAAGUGGUUCAGCUGUUCUAUCUGGAUUGAUUCCUUUUAGCUUGAAUGUUCAAGUUCUUCAGUUUCUUCGAUUUCGAGCUCGAUCCCCAGAGCUAAUAUCAAAAGGUUACAAAGGUCUGGUUAACGAGGAGGAAUUGAAGCAUGCAGUUUACAUGAUUGAUAUGGGACAAAAUGAUAUAGCUGGUUCAUUCUUUUUUUUCUCAUAUGCACAAGUUAUCCAAAGAAUUCCCUCCUUCAUCAACGAAAUAAAAAAUGCUAUGUGGAGUAUAUACCAACAUGGGGGGAAGAAUUUCUGGGUGCACAACACGGGGCCGCUGGGCUGUUUUCCCCAGCAGGUUGCAACCAGAGGCACAAACGCUACUGAUUGUGAUCACUAUGGAUGCCUUGAGUCCCUAAACAAUGCUGCAAAAGCUUUUAACAAACAACUGCAAGCUCUUUGUGAAGACCUCAGAUCUGAAAUGAAGAAUGCCACGAUUGUGUAUGUUGAUAUUUAUGCCAUCAAAUACCAUCUCAUUGCCAAUUCUGCUGAUUAUGGCUUUGAGAAUCCGUUAAUGGCAUGUUGUGGCUAUGGAGGACCACCUUACAAUUAUAAUCCCAAUGUUACGUGCGGCCAAACAGGUUCCAAUGUCUGCAUUGAAGAAUUAAAGUACGUAAGCUGGGAUGGAGUUCACUACACAGAAGCUGCCAAUGCAAUCUUUGCAUCCAAAAUACUCUCUACUGAAUACUCUACUCCUCCAAUUCGUUUUAGCUACUUUUGUAAUGCCUACAGCAUCUUGGACCAUCUGUAUUCUCAGCUUCCUAAAAUGGAUAGAAGUAAAUGGUAUGAUCACCAAGUUGGAGAGAUGGGUUACAUGGGAUUUUCCCAACAUCUCAUUUUGCUGGUAUGGCUAUGCAUCUUCCUUGGUAUGUUCACAAGCUCAAAUUGCAGCCACAUCAGGCCCAUUUUAAUCAACUUUGGUGAUUCAAAUUCUGACACUGGAGGGGUGCUAGCGGGCACUGGACUUCCAAUUGGCCUUCCCCACGGCAUUACGUUCUUCCACAGAGGCACCGGCUGGCUAGGCGAUGGGCGGCUUGUGAUUGAAUUCUUCUGUGAACACUUGAACCUGAGUUAUUUGAGCCCAUAUUUAGACUCAUUGGCACCAAAUUUCACGAGUGGAGUAAACUUCGCAGUAGCUGGAGCAACCUUGCUCCCACAAUUUGUGCCUUUUGCACUAGAUGUUCAAGUUCGCCAGUUCAUUCGCUUCAAAAACCGCUCACUUGAACUUCUAUCACUGGGUUCGAGAAAUUCAUUUGGUGAAGAUGGUUUCCGUAGUGCAGUUUAUAUGAUUGACAUUGGACAGAAUGAUCUUUUGCUAGCCUUGUAUGCAUCAAACUUAACAUAUGCACCGGUUCUCGAAAAGAUCCCUUCAUUUCUUGCAGAAAUCAAACUAGCCCUUCAAAGUAUAUAUCUAUAUGGUGGCAGAAAAUUUUGGAUACACAACACUGGACCAUUGGGUUGUGCUCCAAAAGAACUCGCAUUACAUCCCCAUAACAGUGCUGAUCUCGAUCGAAUUGGAUGCCUUCGUGUCCAUAAUGAUGCUGCAAAAGCUUUUAACGAAGGACUUCAAAAAGUCUGUAAAGAAAUGAGAUCGGUAUUCAAGGAUGCAACCAUUGUCUACGUAGACAUAUACAAGAUCAAGUACAAUCUCUUUGCCAAGUAUAAAAAAUAUGGUUUCGAGGAUCCAUUCAUGGCUUGUUGUGGUUAUGGUGGUCCUCCAAAUAAUUACAAUGUCAAAGCAACAUGCGGCCAGCCUGGUUACAUGAUCUGCAGAAAUAUAUCAGGAUCCAUAGUCUGGGAUGGAGUUCACUACACAGAAGCUGCCAAUCGUGUUGUUGCAACAAGUAUUUUAUCUAUGCGUUAUACCACACCUCGAGCACAGCUUGACCAAUUUUGGCCGCCCAACUAAGUUGAUGUGUGAGGUAGCAAAAGACUUGGGUAACAACAAUUAGAAACGUCUACGUCUUUUGACCUAGAAGAUAAACAAGUCGUAAGGCUUAGAAGAGUAAUAAACUCCGCAGAGUGUUUGAGAAAUUUUCAGAUUCGAUACUAAUUUAAUGGUUUCUAUAUA